This is a messenger RNA of Sphenostylis stenocarpa, 177 nucleotides long. NCBI's taxonomy places the organism in Eukaryota, Viridiplantae, Streptophyta, Magnoliopsida, Fabales, Fabaceae. The record is from the annotation of a GenBank genome assembly.
AUGAAUGGCAAAGCCAUUAUUUAUCUUUAUGUAUUGAAGAUUGUAGCUUCCUUGCUCAAUCACAGUGUUGGUGAAGGUCCAUGUGAUGUGCUCACAAAGUGGUUCAUUGAUGCACCGCAACCAAUGGGAUAUGGCAUAAAGAAAAGGAGAGCAAUGAUUUCGUAUAUGAAUGUUUAA